CUUCCAACUGCAGUUUCGCUCGAAUAUAGCACAGGCUCCAAUUCAACCCUAUUUCAAAAAUUGGGGACUUGAACUGAGAUUUUUUUCUGACGCCCCAAUCUCCGGUUCCAUUGAUCAAGCAAAAUCGAUUUUCUUCGAUUCGCUGUGAUUUGUGGCCACCAUAAAGUAAAAGAUUUGAAGGCAAAUCCAGAAGGAGAAGACAAGUGAAAGUACUAAAAGGACGUCGUCAUGAGGCCUCAGAGGAACCCGAUCCACACCGUCUCAACAUGGGUGAGGCGACAACCGCCGAAGGUGAAGGCUUUUCUGGCCGUGGUUGCGGGUAUGGCGACUCUUGUGUUGCUUCGAGUCAUUGUCCACGAUCAUGACAACCUCUUCGUAGCAGCUGAGGCCGUGCAUUCUUUAGGAAUUUCUGUCCUCAUCUAUAAGCUUAUGAAAGAGAAGACGUGUGCUGGUCUGUCCCUCAAAUCCCAGGAAUUAACAGCUAUCUUUUUGGCUGUUAGGCUUUACUGCAGUUUUGUCAUGGAGUUUGAUAUCCACACUCUACUUGAUUUAGCUACUUUGGCGACAACUCUGUGGGUCAUUUUUAUGAUACGAUUUAAGCUCAAGUCCAGUUACAUGGAGGAGAAGGACAACUUUGCAAUAUACUAUGUGGUGAUACCCUGUGCUGUGUUAGCCUUGUUUAUUCAUCCGUCUACUUCUCAUCAUAUAUUGAACAGGAUCUUUUGGGCAUUCUGUGUAUACCUAGAAGCGGUUUCAGUGUUACCCCAACUGCGGGUCAUGCAGAACACCAAAAUUGUUGAGCCCUUCACAGCUCAUUAUGUAUUUGCAUUGGGUGUAGCGAGAUUCUUAAGCUGUGCUCAUUGGGUUCUUCAGGUCUUAGAUAGCCGUGGGCAUUUGUUGGUUGCCCUGGGAUAUGGUUUGUGGCCGCCGAUGGUUCUCAUCUCAGAAAUUGUCCAGACUUUCAUCUUGGCGGAUUUUUGCUACUACUAUGUCAAAAGUGUGCUUGGGGGACAGCUUGUUCUCCGUCUUCCCUCUGGAGUGGUGUGAUUGAAGAUCUUCUGCGAUGAGCCCAUUCUCACUUGGAUUUAACUUAAUCUGCCAACACGUUUGGUCUGGUCUGGUCUGGUCAUCCUCGCUUCAAGCAUUUCGUGUUGAUGCACUUUUAGAUGCCCAUGUCUCGUGAUGCGAAAGAUGAUUCUUUUUUUGAUGAAAAAAAGUAACCGAAUGUUUACGUUUACACUUACAGUACGUAAUUUGUAUUCUGUAGUCGAACAUACUUUGUACACAAGAUUUCUAAUCGCUUAGAGUGUCGGCGUUCAGUUU
Messenger RNA from Neltuma alba, 1323 nucleotides. RefSeq names its product ER lumen protein-retaining receptor erd-2.2. NCBI's taxonomy places the organism in Eukaryota, Viridiplantae, Streptophyta, Magnoliopsida, Fabales, Fabaceae. The coding region runs from base 229 to 1047 and encodes 272 amino acids. Gene Ontology annotation, molecular function: ER lumen protein retrieval receptor activity. The transcript is spliced from 6 exons. Gene Ontology annotation, cellular component: membrane. Gene Ontology annotation, biological process: protein retention in ER lumen. The record is from RefSeq and is a predicted model, not a curated record.